AUGGAGAAUUACUGUCUUUUAAAAUCCAACCUUAGGAUGAUUUCAUAUUCUUUUAUCUUAUCACAACAGUGGAUUAAUAAAAGAGUCAUUAAACUUGUACUUAGUGGAUCAAAUAUCAUGUUUCCAGGGUUAACAUCUGGGUCUAAGCUUUACCCUGCUGCAGAAGAUACUAUUUUUGCAAACGUGUCAGAAGGAAAGAAACAUGCUGUAUGUAUUGGAGUCCUGAAAAUAUAUGCAGAACAUUUUGAGAAAGUCAACAAAGGAAUUAGCAUUGAAAAUAUCCAUUAUUUAAAUGAUAUGCUAUGA
Molecule: messenger RNA, 306 nt
Organism: Mus musculus (house mouse)
Lineage: Eukaryota; Metazoa; Chordata; Mammalia; Rodentia; Muridae
Product: predicted gene, 52675
Exons: 1
Coding region: 1-306 (101 amino acids)
Source: RefSeq, a predicted model, not a curated record